AUGGUUUGUAAAGCUCAGCACCGCUACCUUUCGAUUUCUCACCGCAAAUUCUCUGCUCCCAGGCAUGGCCACCUGGGCUUCCUCCCCCACAAGAGAAGCCGCCGCCACCGAGGGAAGGUGAAGACGUGGCCUAAGGAUGAUCCCAGCAAACCAGUCCACCUGACGGCUUUCCUGGGCUACAAAGCUGGCAUGACACACACUGUGCGGGAGGUGCACAGGCCUGGGCUCAAGAUCUCCAAAAGGGAGGAGGUGGAGGCCGUGACCAUCAUUGAGACCCCCCCAAUGGUGGUGGUGGGGGUUGUGGGGUACAUAGAUACACCCAAGGGCUUGAGGAAUUUCAAGACUAUUUUUGCUGAGCACAUCAGCGAUGAGUGCAGGCGGCGCUUCUACAAGAACUGGCACAAGAGCAAGAAGAAGGCGUUCACCAAGUACUGCAAAAAAUGGCAGGACGAGGAUGGCAAAAAGCAGCUGGAGAAGGAUUUUACGGCUAUGAAAAAGUACUGCAAGGUCAUUCGUGUCAUUGCACACACGCAGAUGAAGCUGCUCCCGCUGCGGCAGAAGAAGGCCCACGUGAUGGAGAUCCAGCUGAACGGCGGGACGGUGGCCGAGAAGAUCGACUGGGUUCGUGAGAAGCUGGAGAAGCAGGUUUCGGUGCACAACGUCUUCAGCCAGAAUGAGAUGAUCGAUGUCAUUGGCGUGACCAAGGGGCACGGGAUGAAAGGGGUGACGAGCCGUUGGCACACCAAGAAGCUCCCCAGGAAGACACACAAGGGCUUGCGCAAAGUUGCCUGCAUCGGAGCCUGGCACCCGGCCCGGGUUGGCUACUCCAUCGCUCGGGCUGGCCAGAAGGGCUACCACCACCGCACGGAGCUCAACAAGAAGAUUUACCGCAUCGGCCACGGGAUCCACGUGGAAGAUGGCAAAGUGGUGAGGAACAACGCCUCGACCAACUACGAUGUCACGGAGAAAACCAUUACGCCUUUGGGCGGCUUUCCUCACUAUGGAGAGGUCAACAACGACUUCCUCAUGCUGAAAGGCUGCGUCAUGGGCACGAAGAAGCGUGUGCUCACCCUCCGUAAGUCCCUUCUGGUGCACACAAGCCGCCGGUCUCAGGAAGCCAUUGAACUCAAAUUCAUUGAUACCACUUCCAAGUUCGGCCACGGCUGCUUCCAGACAGCUCAGGAGAAGCGGGCUUUCAUGGGCCCGCAGAAGAAGCACUUGGUGAAAGGGAAGCCAGGGGUGCAGGAGGAGCCAUAA
Mesitornis unicolor (brown roatelo) is the source of this 1257-nucleotide messenger RNA. It is a transcript of the gene RPL3L, whose product is annotated as ribosomal protein L3-like. The transcript has 10 exons. The coding region runs from base 1 to 1257 and encodes 418 amino acids. Gene Ontology annotation, biological process: ribosomal large subunit assembly; translation. Lineage: Eukaryota; Metazoa; Chordata; Aves; Mesitornithiformes; Mesitornithidae. Gene Ontology annotation, molecular function: RNA binding; structural constituent of ribosome. Gene Ontology annotation, cellular component: cytosolic large ribosomal subunit; ribosome. The record is from RefSeq and is a predicted model, not a curated record.